Callorhinus ursinus (northern fur seal) is the source of this 2483-nucleotide messenger RNA. NCBI's taxonomy places the organism in Eukaryota, Metazoa, Chordata, Mammalia, Carnivora, Otariidae. The record is from RefSeq and is a predicted model, not a curated record.
AUCAGCAUAGCCUUCUGUUAACCAUCAAUACCACCCACAGUAUGUUUUUAGAAGAACCCGAAUAACCACUCAUAGAGUGAUGUGUAGUCAUUUCUCAGCCUCUGAGAUUAUCAUCAAAGAAUCUCUUCAUGGCCGUGGUGGUGGAAGCGAGUCAUUUUCAAAAUAAAUUUUAUUCUCCUGUUGCUUGAAUAUAAAGUGAGAACUGUGUUACUGCCUAUCUGAAACACUCUCUGCCUGUCCUCAUGAGCUAUCAGGCUCAGCUAAAUAUGUCCCUGGCCAGUAUGUUCAUAAUCCCCACUGGUUCUGAGACCUUCCUCCACCACCGAUGUGACAUUCUUUGUGUUCAAAUGUCUAGCUGACGUCUGCUGCUUAAAACAGCCCAUGCUUUCACCCCCUCUCUGCAUUGUCACGGCCCUGUAUCACCGCUCUUAAAAGGCCACUCCUCGCUCUGGUUGCUGACCAGCCUGCCCACUUGCCUCCCUGCCUGUUUCUGGCCGCCUUGAAUGCCUGCUUCUUCAAGCUCCUUGUGGCUCUGACAAAGCAGGGACCAUGUCUACCUUUGGCUACAGGAGAGGACUUAGCAAAUAUGAAUCCAUCGAUGAGGAUGAACUUCUCGCUUCCCUGUCAGCUGAGGAGCUGAAGGAGCUAGAGAGGGAGUUGGAAGACAUUGAACCUGAUCACAGCCUUCCCGUGGGGCUAAGGCAAAAGAGUCUGACCGAAAAAACCCCCACGGGGACAUUCAGCAGAGAGGCACUGAUGGCCUAUUGGGAAAAGGAGUCCCAAAAACUCUUGGAGAAGGAGAGGCUGGGGGAGUGUGGAAAGGUUGCUGAAGAAGACAAAGAGGAGAGUGAGGAAGAGCUCAUCUUCACCGAAACGAACAGUGAGGUUUCUGAGGAGGUGUAUUCGGAAGAGGAAGAGGAGGAGGAAGGGGAGGAGGAAGAGGAGGAAGAGGAAGGAACAACUGAAAAUGAGAAAGGUAUUAAUGGAACUGUAAAUUAUGAUGGCAUCGAUUCUGAUAACUCUAAGCCAAAGACAUUUAAAAGUCAAGUAGAAAACAUAAAUUUGUCCAAUGGCCACAGUGGAAGGAACACAGAGUCACCGGCUGCCAUUCACCCUUGCGGAAACCCUACGGUAAUCGAGGAUGCCUUGGAAAAGAUUAGGAACAACGACCCUGACACCACAGAGGUCAACUUGAACAACAUCGAGAACAUCACGUCGCAGACCCUUGCCCGCUUCGCUGAGGCCCUCAAGGGCAACACGGCAGUGAAGACCUUCAGUCUGGCCAACACGCGUGCGGACGACAGCGUGGCCAUGGCCAUUGCGGAAAUGCUCAAAGUCAACAAGCACAUCACCAGCAUCAACGUGGAGUCCAACUUUAUCAUGGGCAAGGGGAUCCUGGCCAUCAUGAGAGCUCUGCAGCACAACACGGUGCUCACGGAGCUGCGCUUCCACAACCAGAGGCACAUCAUGGGCAGCCAGGUGGAGAUGGAGAUCGUCAAGCUGCUCAGGGAGAACACCACGCUGCUGAGGUUGGGCUAUCAUUUUGAGCUCCCAGGACCAAGAAUGAGCAUGACAAGCCUCCUGACGAGAAACAUGGAUAAACAGAGGCAGAAGCGGAUGCAGGAGCAAAAACAGCAAGAGGGCUAUGACGGAGGAGCCAAUCUUAGGACCAAAGUCUGGCAAAGAGGAACACCGGGCUCUUCACCUUAUGCAUCUCCCAGGCAUUCUCCCUGGUCAUCCCCCAAACUCCCCAAGAAAGUCCAAACUGUGAGGAGCCGUCCGCCAUCUCCUGUGGCUCCACCCGCUCCUCCUCCGCCACCACCCCCACCGCUUCCCCCUCAAAGGCUGCCGCCUCCUCCUCCGCCACCACCUCCUCCACUCCCAGAGAAAAAACUAAUCACCCGAAACAUCGCAGAAGUCAUCAAACAACAGGAGAGUGCCCAGCGGGCAUUACAAAAUGGACAGAAAAAGAAAAAAGGGAAAAGGGUGAAGAAACAACCAAACAAUGUCCUAAAGGAAAUUAAAAAUUCCCUGAGGUCAGUGCAAGAAAAGAAAAUGGAAGACAGUUCCCGACCUUCUACCCCACUGAGAUCAGCUCAUGAGAAUCUCAUGGAAGCUAUUCGGGGAAGCAGCAUAAAACAGCUAAGGCGGGUGGAAGUUCCAGAAGCUCUGCGAUAAAAACAUGAUCUUUAGAAGAGGAUGCAGAAUCAUUCAGUGGUAUUAAAUAAGACACAUUGUGAGAUCUUUCUAAGAUACCUUCUUCAAUUUGAAAUGUUUCCUGACUUUAAAAAUAGCCUCACCCAUUAAUUCCAAAAAGAAUUUUAAGAAACAAUCGGCAUGUUUCUUCUGUAAAUAUGAAAAUAAACUACUUUUUUUUUUAUGUUACGAGAUUUGUAUUGGCAAGAAGCAGGUUAUUUAAAGAUGCUCUUUUAUCUCUGGAUGUGUUGAUAACUCUGAGCUGUAAUGAGUUAAUGAAAUGUGCU